Messenger RNA from Salarias fasciatus (jewelled blenny), 767 nucleotides. RefSeq names its product protein CutA homolog. Bases 83 to 550 code for a protein of 155 amino acids. Lineage: Eukaryota; Metazoa; Chordata; Actinopteri; Blenniiformes; Blenniidae. Gene Ontology annotation, biological process: response to metal ion. The transcript is spliced from 7 exons. The record is from RefSeq and is a predicted model, not a curated record. Gene Ontology annotation, molecular function: copper ion binding.
GGUUUGCGACACUUUCACAAACACGCCGCCGUCACACUUUACGGCCUCCGGCUCGCUGCUCGCUGCACAGAGACGUCAGGCGAUGCGCAUUGGACUGCCCGGCACAGAGACGCUGCAAGGUGGAUCCUUAAAGGCUCUGAUUGUGACGGUGCUCCUGAGCGGGUUUAUGUUCCAGCUGCUGAGGACUGUCGGACUGAGGGCGUUCUCCAUGGCAUCCGAGACGUACACGUCGGGCACGCACUCCGCCGCCUUCGUCACCUGCCCCAACGACACAGUGGCGAGAGACCUGGCCCGGGGGAUUGUAGAGAAAAAGCUCGCAGCUUGUGUCAACAUCGUGCCAGCAAUCAAGUCCAUAUAUGAAUGGCAGGGGAAGAUUGAAGAGGACAGCGAGGUUCUCCUGAUGAUUAAAACCAGGAGUUCCAAAGUUCCCGCUCUCGCCGAAUACGUCCGCUCCAACCAUCCGUACGAAGUGGCCGAAGUCAUCAGCCUGCCCAUCGAGCAGGGGAACCCGCCGUACCUCCGGUGGAUCGGAGACGUCGUGCCCGAGUGAAGGCGGAUCAGGAGGAGAGGGAAAGUCCAGCCUGAUGCAUUCUGAAAGUUCAAAUCAUCAUUGUUAAAUCAAGCUUAAAGGAGAAGAAGUCCAGUGUGUUUGUUUUUUGUACAUGAGUCUUCCCUUCAGCGUGUUUACCUGCAGGGGGCAGCGUUGGCCUCGGUUCAACUCAAACUGAAGCAUUGAGGUGAAAUAAAGCUGCAGACUGAUGUUUGGU